Penaeus monodon (black tiger shrimp) is the source of this 5648-nucleotide messenger RNA. It is a transcript of the gene nej, whose product is annotated as CREB-binding protein-like. Gene Ontology annotation, molecular function: histone acetyltransferase activity; protein binding; zinc ion binding. Gene Ontology annotation, cellular component: transcription regulator complex; nucleus; histone acetyltransferase complex. NCBI's taxonomy places the organism in Eukaryota, Metazoa, Arthropoda, Malacostraca, Decapoda, Penaeidae. The record is from RefSeq and is a predicted model, not a curated record. Gene Ontology annotation, biological process: positive regulation of transcription by RNA polymerase II.
GGGCGCCGCCGAGCCUCAGUGCGAGCCGCCAUUUUGGUUUGACUGCUACUCGGCGCUAAAUAUUUUCGGGCGCGGACGCCGAACGCGGCGCGGCGAUGGACGGCUGAUUUGACCCCGGCAGCGCAGCAGGAAGCUUGAGCAGUGCUUGGGGCAGGAGAAACAUGUGAGAAGGAGCGCGGGCGAGGGAGUGUCGGGCGGGAAGUGCGAGGCCGCGGCGGAGGGAAGCUGCGGGCUGGCUGUGAAAUCGCACCAAGGAGAUGUCCGCCUCGCCACGGCCGCGAUUCCCCCGGCGAUCCGUGGCUGGCGGCCGCCCCCAGCGUCGCUAGAGCAGCCUAGAGUCGUGACGAUGCCCUGCCCGGGGCGCGGGCACGCCAGAGACACGCCACGCAGCGCAAAAGCGCAGUGCUUGGAGGGCCCCGGGUCCGCGUCGAGCAGCGCGUCGUAAACAAGGACGCCAUGGCCGAGCAGCAGCUGGGCAGCGAGCCGCCCAACAAGCGGGCCAAGAUCGACCCCUUCCAGGCCUCCGACCCCACCGAGGUCGCGGCGAUGCUGGAAAAUGCCCUGCCAGAUGACUUGAUGUGGGGAGGAGACUCUCAGGGCUCUGGCGGAGGUGGUGGGGGGGUCAAUGGCAUGAUGGAUGGAGGGGCUGGCGGAGGGGGUGCUGGGCCGGGCGAACGACCCCAGCAGUUGACCCACCUCCUCCAAGCCAAGAACACCCCCCAAUCCAUGGCCGGCAACAACACCAUGACCGCUGGGCCGCAUAGCAUGGCCAACCAAAGCAAUAUGAUCGUCAAUGCAUUAGCCAAUUCCAAAAGUCCGCAUGGGGCGAUGCAGUCUCCCCAGAACACUAAUAUGAACAUGACUGGCGUUCCGACGUCAAGCCAACAACUAGGUAUGAACGAUAAUGUUAAUAAUUUGAACAGUAUGCCCAAUAGUAUAGCCAAUUCGAUGGCGGGCAGUGUGUCAGGAAGUAUGUCCAUGACUUUAGCCUCAAGUGGCUCUUCCAUGAACCUAGUGAAUACCAAUGCGACAAUGGGCAUGAACAGUAUGGCAAAUAGUGGUGGCAUGACGGCAGGCAUGAAUACAGUGACAAACAUUAAUAGUAUGAACACUAUGAACUCCAUGAACAAACCUCAAGGUGUUGUCAGUGGAAUGACCAUGAAUGCCCCGAUGGGAUCCCAGAUGAAUGACGGGAUGCCCAACGGGCCCCUGCCGGGAAUGAACCGGCCCAUGGUGCCCAGCCUCAGAGGGCCAUCCCCGCAACCUAUUGGCGGGGGGCCACAGGGCAUGGGUCCGCGCCACCCCUCCAUGGGCCCAACUCACGUAGGACCCAGAUUGCAGGUACACCAUGGCACAUAUUUGGGCCUGUCCACCCUCAGAGGGAGAUGACUACAUCUUCCACUGUCAUCCUCCUGACCAGAAAAUCCCGAAGCCAAAGCGGUUGCAGGAGUGGUACAAGAAAAUGCUGGACAAGGGCAUCAUUGAGAGAAUAGUGUUGGACUACAAGGACAUUCACAAACAGGCCUUUGAGGACAACUUAAAGUCUCCUGCAGAGUUACCAUACUUUGAGGGUGACUUCUGGCCCAAUGUGAUGGAGGAGAGCAUAAAGGAGCUGGACCAGGAGGAGGAGGAGAAGCGAAAGCAGGAGGAGGCGGCAGCAGCAGAGGCCGCAGCACAGGCUGCUAUGGGCGUGGAGGAAGAGGAGGAAACCAGUCAGGAUGGCAAAAAGAAGGGGCAGAAGAAACACAAAAACAAGAACAAAAGUAAAAGCCAACAGAAGAACAAGUCGAAGAGCAAGAAUAAUGCAGCAGGCUGCAAUGAUCUUGCUCAGAAGAUAUUUGUCACAAUGGAGAAACACAAAGAUGUUUUCUUUGUCAUUAGACUACACAGUGCUCAGUCUGCUGUGAGUUUACCCCCCAUCCAGGACCCUGACCCUAUUAUGGUAUGUGAUCUCAUGGAUGGCAGAGAUGCCUUCCUCACCUUAGCCAGUGAACGCCACCUAGAGUUCUCUUCCUUGCGUCGCGCCAAGUACUCCACCAUGAUCAUGAUGUACGAGCUGCAUAACCAGGGACAGGACCGUUUCGUGUACACUUGCAACCAUUGCAAGACUCAUGUGGAGACACGCUACCACUGCCAGGAGUGCGACGACUUCGACCUGUGCACAUCGUGCUUCAAGUCGGAGGGCCACCCUCACAAGAUGAUCAAGCUGGGUCUGGAUCUGGAGGAUGGCGUGUCCACAGAGAGCAAGAACCUGAACCCUCAGGAAGCCCGCAAACAGUCCAUACAACGGUGCAUCCAGUCCCUGGUGCAUGCUUCUCAGUGCAGAGAUGCCAACUGCAGGCUCCCAUCUUGCCAGAAGAUGAAGCGUGUCUUGUCCCACACCAAGUCAUGCAAAAAGAAGAAUAAUGGUGGAUGUGCAAUUUGUAAGCAGCUCAUUGCCCUGUGCUGCUACCAUGCCAGAAACUGCAAGGAGCAGAGAUGUGUUGUGCCGUACUGCUCCAACAUCAAGCAGAAGUUGCGCCAGCAGGAGAUGCAACAGAGGUUCCAGCAGCAGCAGCUGAUGAAGAGAAGAAUGCAGCAAAUGAAUGCCCGCAUGAUCAGCUGUGGCAACCCUCAACAAGCAGCUUCGACUCCACAACCAGUCCAGAGUCCCAUCCACACGUCACAGCCCAGCGUGAAGCCUUCUGCACAGGGCCCUUCGCCCAAUGUUAUGAAGGCCAUCGCACAGGUUCAGGAAGAGGCAGCCAGGCAGACGGGGCCAGCCACAGCCGUGAGUUAUGGGAAGGGCAACCCAGGCAACGGUGCAGUGUCGCAGGCCCCCAUGAUGCCUCCCCCUAUCACCCCACAGCAGCAGGUGCGGCCUGCAAUCCCAGUCAACACAAUGGCUCCCAUCACCAGUAUGGGGCCACAGGUGUCCCAGAUGAACUCAAUGGGGAAACCCAAUGCCAUCAUGCAGCAGCAGCAGCACCAGCAACAGCAGCACCAGCAGCAGCAACAACAGCAGCAACAGCAACAGCAGCAGCAACAGCAGCAACAGCAGCAGGCACCACAACAGAACAGAGCUCUGCCGGGAAUGGAGAUGUGGAACAGGUACCCCAACCCUGGAGGCAUGCCAGGGCAGCCCCAGCAGGGCCAGGCGGGUGGCAUCAGACCAGGCAUGAUGGCCCAGCCCAACCAGGUAGCCCAGCACAGUGGUGCCCCUGGCCCACCCCCUGUCAUGGGUCCUCCUGGGCAGCCGGGCCAGCCUGGGCAGCCUGGUACGCAGCCACAGAGGAACGCCACCCAGGCUCUGCAGCAGCUCCUUCAGACACUGAAGAACCCAUCAAGCCAGCACCAGCAGUCAGAGGUCCUACAUAUACUCAAAACACACCCUCAGCUGAUGGCAGCUUUCAUCAGACAUCGUCAGAUUCAGCAGCAGAGUCAGCAGCCCCCACAACCAAAUCCUCAGCAACCCCCUCAGCAGCCCCCACAGGGACCAGGUGGCCAGCCCGGCAUGAUCGCUCCAUGCGGGAGCAUGCCUGGGACUGUUCAAGGCUCCAUGCAGCCCACGGGGAUGCAACCUACGGGCAUGCAACCCACGGGAAUGCAAUCCAACAUCCAGCCUGGGAACAUGCAGGGUGGCAUCGUGAACCAAAUGGGCACCAACCCACCCAUGCAGGGACAGCAGCAGCCCAUGGGCGUUCCUCCCACCCAGAGCAACAUGUCCCAUCAACAGCAGUGGUACCAACAACAAAAAAUAUUUCAGAUAAGGCAGCAGCAGCAACAACAACAGCAACAGCAGCAGCAGCAAUCUCAGCAACCAGGGGGCUUCCAGCAGCCACAGGCACCCAUGGGGUAUCCCCAGAGACGGCAAAUGAACUUCCCUCAGCAGCAUAAUUUCCAGGGUGGCGAUGGCCAGUUCGGCCAGGGUUUCCCGCAGCAACAGCAGCAGCAGCAGAUGUUGAUGCAGCAGCAGCAGAUGAAGCCGGUGCCGCCUUCGAUGUCGCCCCAGACCGUGGCGCCUGGCAUGAUGCCGCCGGGGUCCGCCAUGACCAACCCGUCCCCACAGCAGCUGAUGCAGACGGUGACGUCCCCUCCCCCCAGCAACCUUCACCAGACGGUGCGGUCACCGCAGCCUAACCCGUCGCCCCGCAACCACGGUCCCAUCCCGUCCCCGCGUGCCGGGCCAGUGCCGUCGCCGCACCACCCUGCGCCCGUGCACUCGCCACACCCGGGCAGCCAGCAGGGCCCUACCAUGGGGGCCAGCGGCACCCCCGGGGACUCCAUGAUGCUGUCGCAGCUGGGGCCGGGCAGCGGGCACCAAGGUCACCAAGCACUGCCACCCUUGCAGCCUGCCAACAACCAACAAAUGGGGGGCAUGGUGGCGACCUCUGAGGCCGAUGUAACUCCUCAAGACAAACUCACAAAGUUUGUUGAGACAUUAUAGUACCAGUGUGCUACUUAGCCCUUGUAGAUAGUCUCUUGUAAAUAUUUUGUAUGUAAGUCUCUGAUUCUCAUACAGACUACAAAUUGUGAUUGUUAUUUUUGCAGUGCUUUAUAUCUGCAAAACAGGAAAGAUAUUAUGCUUCCUUGAAGCAAAACCAGAGGACAUACUGCAGACCCCGAGCUGAAAACUCAUGCCAAUUCCUUAAAAGACAAUUUAAUUGCCCUCUGCGGGGCCUCUAGGCUUAUGGAAGAUUAAGAAAAUGAACUCGGUAUGAAAGUUACAAAAAGGAGAUUGUCUUGAAAAUUUUUUAUUACAGUAACUUUGUACAACUUUGCAUUAGUCAUUAAUUUUGGGCAGUUGCUGUCUUGUUUAUAAUUUGAAGAGUGCAAAUAGGUCUUUGCCAAGGUAUUAGCUAGACAUGUUUGGUGCAUUCUAGCUUGCUGAAAUACUAGAGCAGGAUGUACUGAGGAGAUUGUGCCUGUACAUUUCUGCACAAUAAAUGAUGAAAGAGUAAAAAUGUAAUGGUUUUGUUAUGCCCCUGCCCCCCCUAUACCCCAGCUGCAGAACACAGUGCGGGCACAACCUCAACAGUGACCUCCCUCAUCUUUGACAUUCCCUGUAGGUAACGCACUUGUCCGGGAGGUCCGCUGUCUCUGCCGGUGCUGUCUGUCGCGGCAGCUCAGGGGAGAGGGCAGUAGGGGGAAAGUGUUCACAUGCAGCGGACCCGAGCGAAAGCUGCUGCUGCUGCUGCUACCACCACCGUCACCCCCCUGUGUAAAAAAAAAAAGAAAGAAAAGUUGGUAGCAGUGCCCACUGGCGCCCCGAGCACGCCGCCCGGCCAGCAGCCGCGAGGGGCGUCGAGUGGGCCGCCCUUGAGGGAGGGUGUGUGGGCGGAGGAAGCCGCAGCCAGUUCUCCUCUCGUCACGUCGCCUCACCCACCUGUCCUCUAUACAGUUCUUUAAUUUAUUUCUCUUUAAAGAUUGAUAAGUUUGUUUUCACAUUUUCCAACGCUCAACGUGAUGUAUGUAUGUAAAUUGUUGAUUGUAUUGUCUACCAACACCUGCUCAUUGGAAGUUCCCGUUCUCGUCCUGUACAAUGUAUUUUAAUGGGCAUAUUAAAUUUUUUAACUGUCUGGUCCCCCACUUUGUUAUGUUUAAUGUUGACCAAUGAGGAAGUGUUGAACAGAGGAUUUGAUUAUUUUAUAAUAAAUAUAUGACGAAUU